Molecule: messenger RNA, 1969 nt
Organism: Tigriopus californicus
Lineage: Eukaryota; Metazoa; Arthropoda; Copepoda; Harpacticoida; Harpacticidae
Gene: Vdup1
Product: arrestin domain-containing protein 4-like
Exons: 6
Coding region: 469-1488 (339 amino acids)
Biological process (GO): protein transport
Cellular component (GO): cytoplasm
Source: RefSeq, a predicted model, not a curated record
CCUUCGAUACCAGAGAGUGGUUAUGCGUGUUGGCUGUGCCUGUCGCGUCCAAGACGCUCGGGAAGAAUCAUUAAAAAACAGGCUAAAUAUGUGAUUUCCCAGCUCUGCUUUCGCUGCCAAAGACCGAUCAAGAUUAUUCGCAGUUCGUAUUUGGUCUUCGAGUGAUCAACUUCUCCAGCCUCAGGCCUUUGAGCAACCCAUUUGUUGGUGAAUUAGUGACAGCUGUGUGGUGAUUGGAGGUGAAGUGGCGGUGCCCGUCAUCCAUCGUGCUAGCCAUACUAUCCAACCAUCUUUUCGGUACUACUCCUCCUCCUCCUCCUCUGGGUUGAAUGCAACUAUUUUAAGGAACAGGUGUGUCGUUUCCAUGAAGCUCUGGUGAUCGGGAUAUUCACGUUUGGUGCCGCUCAUUUGCGAGAUAUUACUAUUCUGAUUAGUACUUCAAACGAUUGACCCCUUGAGGCGUUCACCAUGUGGCAAGGCAGCACGAAACUCACCAGGAAGCUCCUGAAGUUCCUGAUUAUGUUCGACAACUCGAAUUUGCUGUUCUUUCCCGGCCAAUUCUUAUCUGGCCGGGUGAUCAUUGAAGUUGAUGAUGACAUGCCAGUUAUGGGUCUGUUCUUUCAUGUCGUGGGCGAGGGCGUGGUGAAUCUAGCCUCCAAAGCCGAGGCCGUUACCGAUAAAGAAAACUACAUCGACUUCAGACUCAGACUUUUGGGCGAACCGGGUGGUGAAUCGGUCAUGUUGAGCUCGGGUAUCCACAGCUUUCCCUUCAAGUUAGGAUUGCCUUUGGGUUUACCCUCCACGUUCUUGGGGAAACACGGAUGGGUCCAGUAUUUUUGCAAAGCGGCCUUAAGGGAAGAGGGUGGCUUGACCCACAAAAAUCAACAAGUUUUCAUCAUCAUGAACCCGAUCGAUCUCAAUCUGGAGCCUCCCAUUCUGGCGCAACCUUUCCAUUGCGAGAUUGAGCACAAAAUUGGUAUGACUUGUUGGUCAUCAGGCCCAGUGACAUGCAGAGUGAGGCUGGACCGCGGAGGCUACGUCCCUGGAGAGGCCAUCUCCAUUUGGGCCACCAUUACCAACAAUAGCAAAGUCACAAUCAAACACACUAGGGCAUCAUUAACAGAGACCAUCCAAUACGUCACAAGAAGCAAAAUUAUUGAGACCGAAACUCGAGAAUUAUCUUCCGUGAGUCGUGGAAAAAUCCGAAAUGGGGAGGCGGACGAUUGGAAAAACGAAAAGCUAUUCGUCCCGCCCCUUCCGCCCACCAACUUGCGGGGAUGUCAUCUCAUCAGAAUACAAUACGACGUGUUUUUCAUUGUGACUCCGAGCAACCUGGAAAAGCCCAUCAAGCUUCAAUUGCCCAUUAUGUUGGCCACCUACCCACUUCGGAAUGAGGAUGGGACCUUACGGAGGAACAAAACCAAGAUUGAGUACCCAACCACCCUGCCUAUUUUCCGACCUUGGCUGGACGAGAAGACCUUCCAAUGAAAGAAAGACCAGAACAACCAACUAUCACACCAUGAAACGUGCCAUUGAAUACAAAGACGUUGUAAAUAGGCUAGCAGAUGGGUGCGCGUGUGUAUUGAGACACUCGACACCGUUUUAGAGUCAACUUGUAACUUUGUUGUAGUCCAAUUCGUAUGGUGAUAUUUAGUGAACGAAGCAGUCUGUAAAAGAUACCUACCUAUAUGAGCAUGAAUGUGACUUAACUCUGCAUAUAAAACCCGCACACACACACACACGCAUAAAAUUAGAACAAAUUUGUCCAAUAAAGUGGAGACAUAAUAAACAUAUACACUCACCACGUGUCUGUCUAGUCCAGUGCCGCUUGUUGAAAAAUAAUACCGAAAAUGGAAAGGCAAAGCAAUGAAUUGACUUGGUGAAAAAACAUAUGUAUUGUACAGUACAUCUGGAUUUGUUAAUUUGUUAAUCGUGGUACCAUUUUCUUGUAUCUGAGGUGCCUAAGUAA